Aedes albopictus (Asian tiger mosquito) is the source of this 3526-nucleotide messenger RNA. Its product is annotated as insulin gene enhancer protein isl-1. Gene Ontology annotation, biological process: neuron fate specification; axonogenesis; positive regulation of transcription by RNA polymerase II. The transcript has 8 exons. Gene Ontology annotation, molecular function: DNA-binding transcription factor activity, RNA polymerase II-specific; DNA binding. The record is from RefSeq and is a predicted model, not a curated record. Lineage: Eukaryota; Metazoa; Arthropoda; Insecta; Diptera; Culicidae. The coding region runs from base 1251 to 2612 and encodes 453 amino acids.
CUGGAGUUGAUUUAGUUCAGUGCCAACCAUUCGCGGGGUAUGUUGUGUACUGUCUUUGACCGAUUGUCGCCUGUCCGUGUGUAGUCGUGAGUGAUUCGACGAGUACGUGUGGCCGGACGGACGAACGGAUUGCGCUGUUGUAGAGCCGUGAGUCCUUUCCACACCCGUUGGGAUUUUUGCGUGGGGGGCGUCUUUUGCGAGAUCGAUUUCUUAAAGGUGCACGUGGAUCGCGUCUUAUCCUUGCGCUUUUGUUUUUGCGACAGCAAUUGUGAAUGCAGAUUUGCUGCAAUGGGGUCUCAUUGUUGACCUUGGCUUAAUCGUCACGGAACGUUGUACGGCUGUUGCUUAGAGAAAGAAAACCCCGAAUUGGUCAAUGCCACUCCUGUUUAUUAUUUAUUAAUCGAUUGAUGACUUAGGAAUGAGGGAGAAGUGAUUCAACUUGAGACGAGUGAGAUAGCGGAUCAAAGCCCGCACACAACCGCCGCUAGGUCCCAAACAGGGGUGGAAAGCUGCAGCUACCCGAGAAAGAAAAUCUGUGUUUAUGGAUCUCCCUCCCAGAGAAAAAUCGAUGAAUUAUACGGCCAGCAAUUAAAAAUUCAGUGAUCUUCAAGUUCGACCAUCGUAAAUCACACCCAACGGCCUCAUUAAACGUGGGCCGCCAUCGCGCGCGUGAUUCAAAGCGGAAAUAGGCUAGUUCAACAAAUAGUUAAUCAAUUUCAGAGGCAAUAAAAUAAAAAUCAAACUGAUCCCAAUCAGUUCCAACCAGUUGCAAACCCUCAUCAACAAGUGCGUGUGCCUUAACUAGUCCGUGGAUAGUGAUCGUAAAACUAAUUGAUUGACUUGUCGCCGAGUGUUGACCUUGCGAAGGCCAACGUUUGUUAAUGACAAAUACAAACUAUUUCAAACACUCAAUAAAUACAAAUUGUUUUACUAACAACUCCAUCUUCGCCAAAACAAACAACAGAGCUUAAAGAAAUAACCCAAAGUCACUCGAAACGCUUGGAUACAUCUAAUAAAAGUUAUACUUGCGCUGGAAGUUCCAUCAAGUGUGAAGAAAAGUGUGUGACGGAUAUGCGACGGAAGUGCAUUUGCAGUUCCCAGUGAUAAGUGCGGUGAAACUCAAAUUCUUCCUGGCAGAUUCUCUGUGUGAAAGAAAAGAUAAAAGUGCUACACCACCGUCAAGUGAAACGGGAGAAUAAGAAGUUUCCCAGCAAUACCUUCAAUCCACCCACUCCCAAAAAUCAUCCUAUAUGGUAAUGGCAGAGAUCGGUGGCCCAUUGGCUCACCAGUUGAACCCCCUGCAGAACCACCGGGGAGGUCUGGUGCAGCCGUCGCUGGUGAUGAACCACCACCUCGACCCGCUGGACAACAACGGCGGCGGGACGUGCCAUGCGCCCAGCAUUCUUCCAAAAAAGGAACGCCUCUCGCUGUGCGUCGGCUGCGGGGGUCAAAUCCACGACCAGUACAUCCUGCGGGUGGCGCCCGAUCUCGAGUGGCACGCGGCCUGCCUCAAGUGCCAAGAGUGCCGCCAGUUCCUAGACGAAAGCUGUACCUGCUUCGUGAGGGACGGCAAAACAUACUGUAAGCGAGAUUAUGUUAGGUUAUUUGGUACCAAAUGUGAUAAAUGCGGAAGCUCCUUUAGUAAAAACGACUUUGUGAUGCGAGCCAAAACGAAAAUCUACCACAUAGAAUGCUUUCGAUGUUCCGCCUGCACGAGGCAGCUAAUACCGGGUGACGAAUUCGCGUUACGGGACGGUGGAGCGCUGUACUGCAAGGAGGACCACGACCACCUAGAAAAAUCCAACCAAAACAGUCUGAUACAGAGCGUAGAACCAAACAACAACAUUAGCAGUAAUACCAACCAGAAUAGCACCAGUAAUAACAACAACAACAACACUAGCUUAAGCAAUAACAACCACUCGAGCGAGCUGGGUUCGAUGUCGGAUUCCGGCAGCGAAUCAGGCUCGCACAAAAGUAUGCGCGGCAAGGGACCCUCCGGACCGUCGGACGGCAAACCAACCCGGGUGCGAACGGUGCUCAACGAGAAACAACUACACACCUUAAGAACCUGCUACAAUGCCAAUCCCCGGCCGGAUGCCCUGAUGAAGGAACAGCUGGUCGAGAUGACGGGCCUCUCGCCACGGGUCAUCCGGGUCUGGUUCCAGAACAAGCGGUGUAAAGACAAGAAGAAAACGAUCCAGAUGAAGCUACAGAUGCAACAGGAGAAGGAAGGUCGUAAACUCGGUUAUGGCAUGCAGGGAAUCCCAAUGGUUGCCAGCUCCCCGGUACGGCAUGAUUCUCCGCUGAACAUGCACGGCCUGGAAGUGACCGCCUAUCAGCCACCGUGGAAGGCCCUGUCGGACUUUGCGCUGCACUCGGACCUGGACAGCAACGGGGCGAUCAACACCCACACGCCGGCGUUCCAGCAUCUAGUCAAUCAGAUGCACGGUUACGAUGUCGGUGGCGGCGGUGGUAUGCAGCAGAUGCCCGCCCAGGGACAGGGACCACCGAUUGCCUCCCACAUGGACAUGAGUGGGCACCACCAUCCGGACAGUACCGAUUCCUAUGUGACAUAUCUGGAAAGUGACGACAGCAUGCAGGGAAGCCCGUAAACUCUCGCAGAGGGAGUUGGACUUCAUCAAUACUACUAACUAGUGUGAUCUGUGCCCCGUUUGAAAAUCAAAAUUUUAUUUUUGAAGGCGUGUCUUCAUGUCAGCCAAGGAAAAGAAAAUUUGAUAAAUGCCAGGUUUAGUUUUAGGUUUUUUUUUUGCUCGCGGUUCCUACAGAACAUGAAAACAUCCUGUUCAAUGGAUGGCAGAUAGGUGGCAAUGAUUUAGUUUAGGAUAUUGGAAGAUCUUUAGUUUAGUACGUUUUACGUGCAGGCAACGAUAUUAAUUUAACUUAUUUCAGUAACACGCCCCACUGAGAUUGAUUCUGUUGAUAGCCUCAGAAAUCUAGCCAAUCGUACUUUUUAUUUGUUGGUUCGUUUGUUUGUCGCAGUUUGUAAAAAAAAACAACUUUUUUGUUUCUCUGUAAAUAUUGUACUAUAGCAAGAAAAGAAAAAUCGAAAAAAAGAACACUUAAAAAUAUCAGAAGGGCAUUUUCCUCUCUUGCUGAUGGUUAGCCUAAUCAAAUUCAAAGUUACAAUGGUCUCCAUAAGUGUUAAGGUUUUAAUUUGUAAAGCAAUUCAUCUCGUCUGUAAAUAGCUCUUUUUAAUUUAUCACACCAGCAAGCAACACCCGAAUCCACAAAACUCUAGAAUGUGUGGUAUAUGACAGUAGAAUAUAAAGAAAUAAAAUCAAGCUUAACUAUGUUUUACGAGAGAAUAAAAAAGUCGCUAUAUGGAGAUGUAGGGAAAUUGAUUGUAAUAUAGAAAUGAAUCACUUUUGAGAUUUAGUCGAUGGAGAUAGUCCAUCUCUUGAUGAAGAAUGCAAUGAAAUUGAAGCAAACUCUGUAUGAUACAAACCAUUAUUGAUUGUAUGGAAGAAUAAAUUAAACCGAUUAAAAAUCAUCAAUUUUAAUCUGA